This is a messenger RNA of Microsporum canis CBS 113480, 1455 nucleotides long. Its product is annotated as Delta(14)-sterol reductase. Gene Ontology annotation, molecular function: Delta14-sterol reductase activity. Gene Ontology annotation, cellular component: endoplasmic reticulum membrane. The record is from RefSeq and is a predicted model, not a curated record. NCBI's taxonomy places the organism in Eukaryota, Fungi, Ascomycota, Eurotiomycetes, Onygenales, Arthrodermataceae. The transcript is spliced from 3 exons. The coding region runs from base 1 to 1455 and encodes 484 amino acids. Gene Ontology annotation, biological process: ergosterol biosynthetic process.
AUGACAGCCUCGCCUGUAGAGAAGAAGUAUGACUUUGGCGGACCACCGGGGGCUGCUGCCAUUACAUUUGGCCUUCCUGUGCUUUUGCUCUUCUUCGCAUUUGGAUGUAACGAUGUGACUGGCUGUCCGGUGCCGUCCGUCUUGUAUCCUAGCAACUUUACCUGGGAUCAAUUCAAGCUGGAGAGCGGAUGGCCUGCGGGUGGCAUCUGGGACCUCUUUAGCUGGAAUGUCACCGGCGUCAUGCUGGCGUACUAUCUCGUCAGUUUGAUACUCUGGAAAUUUCUUCCCGCACAGGAGAUCAAGGGGACGAAACUCGUUCACCAUGGCAAACCACUGGAUUAUCGCUUUAACGCGUUUUCCUCUAGUAUUGUCCAUCUAGUUGUCUGUGCUGUUGGAACGUACUUUCAGGGGGCCAAUUUCUUCGUCUGGACGUAUAUUACAGACAACUACGUCCAGCUGCUAACCGCCAACAUUGUGAUAUCCUAUGCAAUCUCUGUCUUUGUAUAUCUCAAUAGCUUCAGCGUAGACACCAACUAUCCCAACAAGGAUCUCCGUGAACUGGCCAUCCGCGGAAAUACAGACAAUACCAUUUAUGACUUUUACAUCGGCCGCGAGUUGAACCCGCGUGUCACACUCCCAAUCUUCGGAGAAGUCGACCUCAAGACCUGGCUAGAAUUGCGCCCUGGUCUCACCGGCUGGGUCUUACUCGACCUUGCGUUUGUUGCAAAGCAGUACCGCACCUAUGGCCGCCUCUCCGAUAGCAUCAUCUUCACUGCCUUUGUGCAGACCUACUAUGCUCUAGACGGCCAACACAAGGAGUCUAGCAUUUUGACCAUGAUGGAUACCACCACCGACGGACUUGGGUUUAUGCUCACGUUUGGUGACAUCGUCUGGGUUCCGUUUUUAUACUCGACCCAGUGUCGCUAUCUCUCUGUUUACCCUGUCCAUCUCGGUUGGACAGGUGUUGCAAUCGUCAGUGCCGUGUUUGCUCUGGGACUGUACAUUUUCCGAGCAUCAAACACGCAGAAGAACGUCUUCCGUACACGACCUGACGACCCGAGUGUGGCCGGGCUAUCCUACAUACAAACAAAGCGUGGAACCAAGCUGCUGACCUCUGGAUGGUGGGGUGUGUCUCGCCAUAUCAACUACUUUGGCGACUGGCUACAGGCCUCACCCUUUAGCUGGCCUACUGGUUUAGCCGGAUAUAUGAUCCUGCCGGCUGGAAGCGCCGUUGCUGCUUCCCACACUUUCAAGAUGCUUGAUGGCCGGGAAGUGGUACAGGGGGAAGCAAAAGGCUGGGGUAUCGUUUUCACGUACUUUUAUGUACUAUACUUUGCCAUCUUGUUGAUGCAUCGUGAACGCAGAGACGACGGGGCAUGCUUUAAGAAGUAUGGAGAGGACUGGAAUAGGUACAAGGAGAUUGUCAGAUGGAGGAUCUUGCCAUGGGUUUACUAA